Molecule: messenger RNA, 2067 nt
Organism: Rhodotorula graminis WP1
Lineage: Eukaryota; Fungi; Basidiomycota; Microbotryomycetes; Sporidiobolales; Sporidiobolaceae
Exons: 7
Coding region: 1-2067 (688 amino acids)
Biological process (GO): microtubule-based movement
Source: RefSeq, a predicted model, not a curated record
AUGGACCCGCCGCCGCCUCGCGCGUCGUUCGCCCCCUCGUCGACUUCAUCUCUCGCUCCCUCAACCUCGCCAACCGCGUCCCGGUCCAAGUCGCGCUCGAUAACAGCAGCACCAGCGGGCACCUACAGCACCUCGGGCACCACGACCCGGUCCGCCAACGCCCCAGCCGCGCCCCCGACCCCCGCCGGCCCCUCCUCCUCCUCCUCGGCCGCGCUCCUCGCCGCGUCGACCGCCGCCUCGCCCCACUACACGACCUCGCUCCGCUCGCGCCACUCGCUGUACGGCACCGAGGACCGCGUCGUGCUCGACCUCGGCAGCAGCGUGUGGAAGGUCGGCUUCAGCGGCGAGUCGCAGCCCCGCGCGUGCGCGAGCGUCGUGAGCGAGCUCGCGCGCGAGAGGGCGAGGGGCCCGGCGGCGCCGGCGCCGGUGGCGAGUGCGGCCUCGAGUGCGAGGGCGGGCGCGGCGGGAGGGGAGGAGGGCGCAGCGCUGUGGGGGCUCGAGAAGGGCGAGCCGGGCGAGGUCGAGUGGAUGGUGCGGGAGGAAAGGGUCAAGCGGUUGCUGCGGCGGCUCUGGUUCGAGGACCUCAUGAUCGACCCCAAGACGCGCAAGGUCAUCGUCCUCGAGAACCCGCUCUUGCCCAACCGCGUCAAGGAGAUGAUCGCGCGCGUCCUGUUCGACAACCUCCAGGUUCCGUCGAUGGGCUUUGCGUGCUCGCCUUUGCUCGCCCUCAUGGCCGCAGGCGCCGUGUCGGGCCUCGUCGUCGACGUCGGCCACCUCGAGACGACCGUUCUCCCUAUCUUCCAUUCCCGUCCCUUAUUUCCUCUCCUCACGACCACCCCUCGCGCCGGCGCCCGCCUCACCCGCCGCCUGCGCUCCCUCCUCCUCGCGUUCGCCUCGUACUCCCCACCGCCCUCGUCCGUCAACUCGAUGACGCCGCCGACGAUCGGCCGCGUCCCGCGCGAGCUCCUCACGGACGAGCUCGUCGAGGAGAUCAAGACGCGCCUGUGCUUCGUCGGCGAGCCGCUCCCGCCGCCGGUGCAGCGCGGCGCUCGCGCCUCUUCGGCCGUCUCGGGCUCGGCCAUGAGCCUCGACGUGCCCUCAUCGCCCGCCGUCGCCGUCGGCGACUCGUCGAGCGACCCCGACGCCGCGCUCGUGCAGCACCUCGCGGCGCGGUACGCCUCGACCGCGCCGAGCACGACCGACGUCGCGUUCCGGGUGCCCACCCUGUCGCAGCCGCCGGUCGCGAGCGGCGUCGGGCGCGGGUGGGUGCAGGUGCCUGGGUGGGUGAGGGAGCGUGUGGCCGAGGUGCUGUGGGAGGAGGGAGCAGAGGAGGACGAGGGCGGGAUUGGCGAGGGCGAGGAGAGCGGGUUGGCAGGGGUCGUGCUCGACUGCUUGCUCAAGCUCCCGAUCGACUUGCGCAAACCUCUCGCAUCGUCCAUCCUCGUCUUCGGCGGCACGGCCUCGAUGCCGGGCUUCUUCCCGCGCUUCAAGGCCUCGCUCAUCGCGCAACUCGAGCGCUCGCACCCGCCGAGCCCGCCGCCGUCGCCGCCCCUCCCCUCGUCCUCGACGUCCGCCUCGAGCCCGACCGAGGACGACCCGAUGCGCUCGUCGACCUCGCCCGCCACCGACGCGCCGACGCCUGUCGCGACCGCCGCAGACCCGCAGGCGGUCGCCAAACACCGUCGCCGCCGCGCCCUCACGUUGCGGCUGCACACGCUGCGCCACUCGCCGCGCUGGGCGCCGCUCGCGCCCCUCGCGCCGCACCUCGCCAUCCUCAACCACCCCUCUCCCUCGUCUGUCUCCACCUCCACCUCCUCGUCGGCAUCGCCGCUCCUCGCCUCGUCCCUCGCCCGCGAGCGCGAGGGCUCGGCACCGGCGUUCGCGCCCGCGCUCCAGGCGUGGAUCGGCGGCUCGCUCGCUGGCGCGCUCAAGGUCGGCGGCGUCGAGGUCACCGUCCUCGACAGCCUCGACCAGUUGCCGCCGCCGCCGGGGCUCGUCUUCGAGCAGCGCCCUCCUGCAUUCGAUGGCCUCGGCGAGCCGAUCGAGGAGCUGCACUCGACGCGCUAA